Rubroshorea leprosula is the source of this 1144-nucleotide messenger RNA. NCBI's taxonomy places the organism in Eukaryota, Viridiplantae, Streptophyta, Magnoliopsida, Malvales, Dipterocarpaceae. The record is from the annotation of a GenBank genome assembly.
AUCUUUUAGUACGCAUGCAUAUUAAUUUCUGCGUCCUUUUUUCUUUGAAAAUUUCAAAACUAAGAAUGUAUUUGCUCUAAAGUGAUCCAAUGAUUCACGUUUUGACUCUCGGGCCUCAGAACUUGGUGACAUUAAUGUUGUAAUUGCUUUCCCCCCUAAAUUCCCCAUGCUUAAAAAGUAAAGCUUGGUUUCUUUUCAGGACCAGUUAAUUUUUGUCCUUAAAUGAUUAAUUCAAUAAAUAGUCUGAUCUUUCUGUACAUGGCGGAAAAUGCAAGGAUUUAACAGCAUUAUGCCUAAAAGCUUUGAUGAAUGGGUGAUAUCCAGGGUGUUUCGGAAGAGUGGCUCCGGCGGUGGUGCCACCGCCAGUGGUGGUGGUGCCAAGAAGACUAGGAUGAGCUCAGCCAUCAGCCUAUACCCAGAGACAAUCUCUCCUUCCUCUGUCUGUCUUCCUCCUCUCCUGGACCCUACAGCCACCAUCACCACCACCACCACCACUGUGGCUACCACCAAUUCAAUCACGGACUGCGAUAGCUACUCCUACGACAGUCACGCCCCUGCCGAGCACGUGUCCUGUUUCUCCAGCAUUGCUGCACCAGCUGCUUCUGCCGCUGCUACCAGCAAUGUCACUGCUACUACUGGCCGCUUCAACCCCAGUUUCGAUAUCCCAACGCAGUCGCCUCUGCCGCAGACAGCCACGACCUCCACCUUCGAUCCGAUUGCACGUUUCUCAAGAAACGUGGGUAUGUCAGCAUUUCCAAGCCUGAGGUCUCUUGAGGAGAAUUUGCAACUCCCUUUUUUCUUCUCCCCUCCUCCAGCAGUUCACGAUCCCCCUCUCCACGGUGGCUCAACCGUGACCUGGGGUUCCAUCCCGGAGGAAGGUGGCGUCUCUGCUCAUGGCGGCGAGAUGGCUACCGAUGCCACUGAGCUAGACUGCAUGUGGACUUUCUGAACGCAGAAACUUGAGGGUUUUCAUUAGCGUUUCUGAUCUCUUAUCAAAUGACAGUUCUAAGUAUUUUUUAUAUUAGGGUAUUGUUAUCUGUGUCUCUUUUUCUGGGUGCCUUGAAAAUGACUGUUUUAAUUUAGUUAAGUUUUAUCUGUAAUCGUAAUCCUUAAAUUCAUAUGAAAAUAAAUAUUGGUCUCAAAG